Harmonia axyridis is the source of this 1598-nucleotide messenger RNA. Its product is annotated as adenosine 3'-phospho 5'-phosphosulfate transporter 1-like. The transcript has a single exon. The record is from RefSeq and is a predicted model, not a curated record. Bases 74 to 1408 code for a protein of 444 amino acids. Gene Ontology annotation, cellular component: endoplasmic reticulum membrane; Golgi membrane. Gene Ontology annotation, molecular function: 3'-phosphoadenosine 5'-phosphosulfate transmembrane transporter activity. Gene Ontology annotation, biological process: transmembrane transport. Lineage: Eukaryota; Metazoa; Arthropoda; Insecta; Coleoptera; Coccinellidae.
GAGGUUAUGAUCGAUUGUUUUCAUCGGUUAGGUUCCAAAUGACACGCGAAGCCGUAGUACACGAUAGAAGAAAAUGUCUCGAAUUCGUGUGAAUUUUUUAUUAUUAUGUAUAGCAGUUACGCCGUUAGUGUCUCUCCUCAUUCUGAACAAAUUUCUUACAUCCACGAAAAUUUUCAAUGAAAGCUCUAGCGAUUUCGAAUGGAUCAAAAAUGGAAUCAAGAAUUUAUUGGGAUAUUCAACUAUUAUUUUACCAGGAUAUUUGACGUAUAUUUACGUUAAGAGAACAAGUUAUUUUGGAAGAGCUCCCAAUGGAUUUAUUUCAAAUUUCUUAAGGUUGUGUUUUGGAGAAGAUGGGUCAAUGUCUUCACCGCUUAUUACUCAGAGUGAAUCCCAAAGGGUCAUCCCCAAAAAGAGCUUCUGGUGGAGGACUUUUCUACUCGUAUUUUAUUUCAUUGGACUUCAAGCAUCUUACCUCUCUUGGGGUAUACUACAAGAAAAAGUUAUGACACAAGUUUAUGAAAGCAGUGAUGGUAGAAUGGAAUACUUUGGAGAUUCCCAAUUCUUAGUAUUUGUUAAUCGGAUAUUAGCAUUUUCUAUUUCAGCAGUUAUUCUUUUAUGUAAAAGAAAGUGUGAACAUAAGUGCCCAUUUUAUAAAUAUGUGUUUUGCUCAUUUUCUAAUAUAAUGAGUUCCUGGUGUCAAUAUGAGGCUUUGAAGUAUGUAUCCUUUCCACAUCAAGUUUUAUCAAAAGCAGCUAAAACAAUACCAGUAAUGUUGAUGGGAAAAUUAAUAUCUAGGACUCAGUACAAAUACUAUGAAUAUAUCACAUCAAUUACACUAUCUAUAGGUAUGUUAAUGUUUAUGAUAGAUGUAGGAAAUGACAAAGCUAGAACAACUGUUACUACUCUCUCAGGUGCUUUACUUCUUAUUGCAUAUAUUGCAUUUGACAGCUUUACAUCCAACUGGCAGAGUUCUCUAUUUAAAACAUAUUCCACAUCUCCCAUUCAGAUGAUGUGUUUUGUUAACUUUUUUUCUUUCAUUCUAACUGGAACUUCAUUAAUUCAGCAGAACAGUUUCUAUAUUUCUUUGGGUUUUCUCUUCAAAUACCCAUCUUUCUUUGUAGAUUGCAUUUUACUAUCCCUUUGUUCAGCUUUUGGCCAGUUGUUCAUUUUUAGUACAAUAUCAGAAUUUGGACCAUUGGUUUUUGUUAUUAUUAGUACUAUAAGACAGUGCUUGUCUGUUUUACUAAGUUGUAUAUUCUAUAACCAUGAAGUACAUGCUUUGGGAGUUUUUGGUCUGAGCUUUGUGUUUUGGAGUGUCUUUUUGAGAAUUUAUUGUAGUUAUACGAGAGAGAGAAAAAGAAUAAAAAGACUAAAAGGUUUCAAAUGUAGUGAAGAUCAAAAAUUUUAAUGUUUUGGUGCUGAGAAAAAUUAUUAUAUAUGUAUCUAGUCAAAAUAUUCUAAUUUAUUUUUAAUUUAUGGAAACAGACUUGUUAAAAAAAUGGUAAUUUUUAUUAGAUUGUAAUUUUAUACUACACUAUGAACUAAGUUCUUCGUCAGAACUGCUUAUACAUAUCUCAAAAUUUGUCAAUUCCAUCCAU